AUGGCGAAAGCUGCCCCCGAGCGCGGCGCCCCCGCCCCGUGGGCUGCACUCACCUCGCGGCCGGCGGAGCUCUGCCGCUGCCCGGGCGCCGCUGCGCGUGCCGGAAGGCGGCCCCUGCCCGACGCUCCCGGGAGCCUCGCGCAGCCCCGGGAAGGGGCGGGGGCGCGCGCGGGGGCGCGCAGUGCCGCCGCUCCGGGCGAGGCCGCUCCCUGCGCGCGGUUGGUGCGGCUCCGCCGGCCCAGAGUGACGUCAGCGACGCGGCUCCGCUCCACCACAAUCAAAGUUGUCGCUAACACGCCGGGAAAAGGGAAGAGCCGGUCCUCUCGCUCCGGCCCCGGGAGACCGCGACCCGCAGGCGUGAGGCGGCGUGAGCCGCGGCUUCAGGGUUGUCUACAUACCCCGCUGCGCGCCGUCGUUUUGUGCCUGCGGGAAAAGUUCGCGCCGUGCGCGCCUCCCGCCCGCGGCAACGGGGCAUGGCCGCAGCGGUCGCGUUCCCGGGACGGAUCUCGGCCGGGAGGAACGGCCGCAGCCUGCGGUCGCCGCUUCACUGCAGUGAGAAUUGAAAAUUGCAAGCCUGCUAUGCGUUCCCUUCCUAUGUCUUCCUGCGAAGUACAGCUUCUGGUCAAGACUUCCUCUGACUACUUUAGGAAGCAAAAGCAUUGAUAGUAGUCAUAAGCUCAAAUAAUGAGAAGUUUAAGAAGUGCUAAAUGAAUGCAUUAAAAAGAUACCAUUCAAAAUGUAAGAUCUGAUCACUUUUAUUCUUGUAUGAUGGUUAUAUACUAGCUAUUCAGACUGUAGAGGUUGAUUAAAAGUGAUUUAGUGAUUACAAAAACAAAAUGUAUAGAACAGCUAUAUGGAAACCUUUUACGCUGUUUUCUAAAAUGAAGUUUUCAACUUGCUGUACUGAAAUCUCCAACAGUGAAAACAACAAAGUUAUUUCACUGCUGUGUUGUUCUUCUCUAUCAAGAAGCUAUCUACUUCCAUUGAUAGACUAACAGAGAGCCAUCUUGCCACUGCAACUUAAGAACUCACAGCACAGGAAAAGAACAACUCAGUCGUCACCAGAGAUUCAAUCUGACACCCUUCCUAUUCACGGGACAUUGAAAGAAUGAGCAUAAAUACACGAGGCUCAAAGGAGACCUUACAGCAGCCUACCUGUACUUGAAGGGACCUGCAGGAAAGUUGGGGAGGGACUUCCUAUAAGGGCAUGUAGUGAUAGGAUGAGGGGAAAUGGUUUUAAACUGGAAGAGGGCAGACUUAGACUAGAUGUCAGGAAGAAAUUCUUUACUGUGAGGGUGGUGAGACACUGGAACAGGUUGCCCAGCGAGGUUGUGAAUGCCCCCUCCCUGGAAACAAUCAAAGGCAGGCUGGAUGGGGCUGUGAGCAACCUGGUCCAGAGGUAGGUGCCUGCCAAUGACUACCACUAUCCUUCCCCACAGGGGAACUAGAUGAUCUUAAAUGUCCCUUCCAACCAAAACCAUUCUGUGAUUCCAAGUACAUACUUGGCAGAUUUAGAUGUACUAGAUGUCAGGAAGAAAUUCUUCUCUAAGAGUGGUGAGACACUGGAAAAUUUUGCCCAGUGAGGUUGUAGAUGCCCUCUUCCUCUGGUGAGGAAGAGGUUGUGGAAAACAAAGCUGAGCACCUUCCCAAAGAGCAAUAGAUGCAGAAAGCAGAUGUGUUAUAAAGAAGUAUAAAAAUACUUAAGUGUUACCUACUAUGAAAAAAAAAUUGCUGCUGCUGAAUACCUGCAAGUUGUAUUGGUUUCAUUUAGAGAACUGGCAAACAGCAUACAGAUAUUAUAAGCUGGCUUUCAGGAUCUGCUAUGAACUGACUCUUCUACUGGGAGACAUAAAAAUAACUGAGAACAUUUAAAUGGAAGUCAGGAUGACCUAGUGUGAUUCAGAAUACAAAGAACAAGAGAGUACAUAAGGAAAGGCUGGACCUGAUCACAAGUCCAUGACAAGAAGCACUGAAUUCCAUCAAAUAAGAUGGACUCAGAAACCUAUUGUAGGUAACAAGCCUAUUGCGCAUGCUUGAAAGAACUGAAGUCACCAAAUGUUUCUGACGUAUAGCUCCAGACUGUGAGUUUAUUUGGUGUUUUCUCACCGAACUGUGGGAGUCUUGUAUCCCACUCUAUGAAACAACAGUAGUGCCUAUUUUCACAUUAGUGCAAAUUCAGUGAGAGGCAAUGAAAGUGUCUCAAUUCUCCUAUAUCCCAUGGAGUUAAGGAGCAUCUUUACUCCAAAAUCAGAGAGUAUGUCCAGCACUAUAUUGUUUUCUUGUCACUUCCAAUCCUUGGGUUUCCAAGAGAAAUGCAUGAAUGUAUGCUGUCUCAUCCCUGUGAGUCAGGCUGGAUGUGACUCUGUGCAGCCAGGUCUGGUGGUUGGCAACACUGCACAUAGCAGGGGGAUUGAAACCAGAUGAGCAUUGUGGUCCUUUUCAACCCAGGCCAUUCUAUGAUUCUAUAGUGAUUCUAUGGAGGGGAAAAAAAAAGUGUUUUUCUCACAGGUGAAACACACUUCUGGUACAAAAAAAAAAGAGUAGAAGCCAGGACUGUGUUCCUAAUCCUACACUUGAUUUAUUACAUGAAAUAAUUUUUGUAUUUAUUUCCUCAUUUGUAUUAGUCACAAGAAGAUAUUUGUUCUGGUCUUAUUUUUUUUAAUACAAAAUAAACAUGUUUGUUCAUUUUGGCUUUUUCUUGGUUGAAUUUUAAGAAUAGGAUUUCAGUGUGUAAGGGCAACAGGGAGGUGCAGUUUCACAGAGAGUUGAAGAUGUCUUCUAUUUAAUCGUAGUCAUUUGUUCUUAUCCAGAAAAACAAUGAACAUAAUAUAAAGGAAAGAAAAUGCAUAAACAAAUCAGAUUGGGGGGGAUGAGAUGGUGGGAGGGCAUAGAUUGAGAGCGCUGUAUUUCAACUACAGGAAAAGAAAAAUGAUCGCCUUGUAUGUACAUGCAACUAAUAAUUGCUGAUGCUUUGCUCCUCCUACUUCCUUCUCUGCUUUAAUACUAAUUUGGUCAUAAUAACACAAUAACAGUGAUUAUCUCUUUCCUGGAUUCUGGUCCAGGAAAGAGGUUCUUCAUUCUUAUCCACACAGUGGUAAAGCAUAUUUUACUCCCUGCCCUACUUAUAUAUUAUCCUCUGUAACAGAGCUUAGAUGGAUUUCAGUGAAAUCUUACAUUACUAUUAUUCUAGUUCAAAAGCAUUUUUAAUUCUAUGUGUUUAUGCACAUACGUGUAUUACUUUUGUGCAACUGUUUGAUUCUUGUAACUCGGGCACACAGGAGGACAUCUUAAGGCUAUCCAAACUUUCUUAAGUUUUCAGUAGCAGAAGUUUAUUCUUAUGUCACAAUAAGGAAAGACAUUUUCAUCUCAAAAGGAGUAGUUCCUCUGCUCUUAACUGGGCUAAGGAACAGAACAGCAGCCUGGGAUUUUCUCCAGCUACAGAGAUCAGGUGUUCCCUCAAAUUCACAAGCUAACUGAAGACAUCAUCCUCAAUAAGAAUAUCAAUGGGAAUUCUGAUACUGAACUUUUUGUUUUCUCUAAAACAUUGCAUCAUGUUCAAAUACUAACUUCAUCUAUUAAAAAAAUGUGGUUUCAAGUGAAGAAUUCUUCCUGUCUACUAUUUGUUUACAAUGUGGGGAGCUGUAUAAAGGAUUUUAUUUUCCUUUGAAGUAUAUAAUAAAAGCUAUAAGAAAUGAGAA
Gallus gallus (chicken) is the source of this 3698-nucleotide messenger RNA. Its product is annotated as translation initiation factor IF-2-like. NCBI's taxonomy places the organism in Eukaryota, Metazoa, Chordata, Aves, Galliformes, Phasianidae. Bases 1 to 663 code for a protein of 220 amino acids. The record is from RefSeq and is a predicted model, not a curated record. The transcript has 4 exons.